UUAUUAGUAGUUGCGCUCUUGCAUCAAAUGUCCUGAAAAGCAAAGCUGCAAAAGGUAGAUCAUUUGUUUAUGUCUCAUGCAACAUAUUUAAUAUGAUCAAGUAAAAACGUACAACAAAAAUGCACAAAGCUUAGCUAGCUAGCUAGGUAGUUUUGUCUAUAUAAAUCCAAAUUAGUUAGCCAAAGCUCAAAAUCUCCAAACCUCUCUAGCUGUUCCCUCACUUUUCUUUAAUCUAAGUUAAAAACAAAAUAUGCUGUCGUCGAAAGAAGAAAGAUCGAUCUAUGACAUCAAGAUAUCAACUGUUGGACCAGGCUAUAUCUCGGGUCAAGGUGCGGUUCAAGAGCUGACCAACAUGGACCUAGCCAUGAGGCUUCACUACCUCCGAAAUGUUUACUACUUCAAAAGCCAAGCAUUUGAAGGGUUAACCAUCAUCAAUAUUAAGGAGACCAUAUUCUAUUGGAUGAACAACGCCUUCAUCCCUUGUGGUCGUUUAAGGAAGUCUGACUCAUCAGGCCGGCCUUAUAUCAAGUGCAACGACUGUGGGGUCCGGUUUAUUGAGGCUCGGUGCAGUAUGAGCCUCGAUGAGUGGCUUGAGUCAAAAGAUGAUGCCAGACAUAAGCUUCUUGUUCCUAACCAAGUCCUUGGUCCUGACUUGCUUUAUUCUCCUCUAGUUUUGAUGCAGUUAACAAAGUUUCAAUGUGGAGGCACAUCCGUCGGAGUAAGCUGGUCACAUGUUCUUGGAGAUGCUUUCUCAGCUACUAGCUUCAUGAACCUGUGGGGCCAAUCCACUAGGAAAAUAUAUCCAGCCCAACCACUUCGGAUGGUCCAUUCAGUGAAUGAGGCCCAUAACUCAAAAACUCCAAAAACAGACCCUCUUGCUGUAAAAAGGGUUGGCCCGGUUGGAGACCAUUGGGUCACUCCAAAUGACACAAGUAAGGAAACAUAUUCUUUCUAUCUUUCUUGGGCCGAAAUGACUAGUUUGCAGUCAAAGAUAUGUGGAGAUAAAAACCAUCAACAAAUUCCACCAUUCGAGUCGAUUUGCACUGUGGUAUGGCAAUCUUUAGCCAAGGUUAAACACGGGUCGGUUGUCAAUGUUGUGACCAUCUGCAAAAAAGAUCCGAAACAGCCAAGUGAGGGGGUAUUCACAAACAAAUCACAAACCAUUAAGGUGGUGAAGACAGACUAUUCUGUUCCGGAAUCAAGCCCUAUGAAGCUCGGGCUGCUGAUUAUGAAUCAAGCCGUGGACGAGGUGAAAAAAAUUGAGGAAGCCAUGGAAUCCGAAAAUGAUUUGUCUGACUUCCUGGUAUAUGGAGCAAAUUUGACUUUUGUUGACUUGCUAUACGUGCCACUUUAUGAGCUUGAUAUACGAGGACAAACGCCCGUUUAUGUAAACUGUGCUAUAGACAACAUUGGAGAUGCAGGUGUGGUGUUAGUUUUUCCUGCACGGAAAAAUAACUCUGAUGGGGUGACAGUUAGCAUAACCUUACCUGAAAAUCACAUAUCCGAGCUUAAAUCGGUUCUUAAGAAAGAGUGGUCUCUCUCUUAGUUGUAAGGCAUCUAAUGUAAUUCAGUGUGUGUGUCAUCAUAUGCAUCAGGGUAUGCAAACCUUAGGGCUAAUAUGUGUUGCCCAUUAUCUAAAUAAAUCCUUUAGGAUUUUUUUUAUAGACUUUGUAUGUGAUUUCUGGAUUGUUAACAAUGAUCCAUGAAUUAAGAUGUUUUGCAUUGUGCUUGUUUUUAUGUA
This is a messenger RNA of Erigeron canadensis, 1741 nucleotides long. Its product is annotated as protein ECERIFERUM 26-like. Bases 251 to 1546 code for a protein of 431 amino acids. NCBI's taxonomy places the organism in Eukaryota, Viridiplantae, Streptophyta, Magnoliopsida, Asterales, Asteraceae. The record is from RefSeq and is a predicted model, not a curated record. The transcript has 2 exons. Gene Ontology annotation, molecular function: acyltransferase activity, transferring groups other than amino-acyl groups.